AUGAAUAUGAGCGACUCAGACACGGCUUUAGUCCCCUGGGAGACUGUCAACGAUGAGUUUUUUGGAUCUCAGUGUGACUCGACCGCCCCGCAGAUAACAUCGCUGCUCUCGGCUUGCUCGUAUCCCGUGCCCCAACAGAUCAGGAGACAACGAAAUGCCCAAUUCCCACUUCUUGGUGGAAUCAUACCGGAAAACCAACUGCUUCUUUACAAUAACGACACCCAACCGGCUGAACCGGCAGUAAAGUCUCUGAAACGCACUCGCAGCGACGUAGAUAAGCGCGGCUCAACAUCACUCACCAAAAGGGGUCGACCGCGAAAAGUAGUCGAUGACACCGCAGAUGAAGAUCCAGAAGAGAGACGUCGGAGACAGAUCCGACUUGCGCAACGCGCAUAUCGCUCACGAAAAGAGGCCAACCUCUCGUCUUUGAAAGGUCGCAUCUCCGAACUCGAAGGCAUCGUGGAAAAAAUGAGUACGGCUGUUUUAUCGCUCAGUGACGAGCUGGUUCAGUCAGGAGUGUUGGCAUCACAUGCGGGUCUGACAGAGCACCUGCGCGAUACCGUACAGACAUGUCUCACCCUAGCCAGAGAGGCUAGCAAUGAUAGCCCUCAGGAGGUUACGAUGAUUUCGCCACCCCAAACCGAAGAUGGCUUGCCGGAUUUUCUGGCGCAUGAACAGCACAGACAAUCAGCACAGAUUGUGGAACUGGACGAGAGCGUUUCCCCCAUCUUAGAGCCUAGUCUACAGCUGGAGCUUAGGGAGACGCGGAACAGAAACAUUCCUCGCUUCUUCGAGUCACUUGAAACAGCCGAAAUGGACUUGACUGUGUUCACAGAUAGACUCCACAUGUCAUGUGUCUAUCAAGGGUGUUUCGCCCUUUGUGACGAAUCCAUCAGUAUAGACCGGAUACGGAAGCAUUUCUGCCUACUACUUCAGAUUAUGGACAGGAAUCGUAUCGCGUCAUAUUUUCAAGCCGCGCUCAAUGAGAAAGAGAGUCGAAGAUAUUUUGAGGAGUGGGAAGAGGUACCCUUCUUCAGUCUGGGGGGCGCAGGAACCCAUUACUCUCGAUCUUCCCUGAAGUGUAAAGCAGCUGAUCGUCCAUUCCGGCCUGGAGUGCGGUGGGUUUCCGUGCGAUCACUAUCGCACUUUCCGCAAGAUAUACAGACCAAGCUUGAAGGGGACUGGUUCGACAUGGGUGACCUGGAAGGAUACCUGCGGGAGCAUGAUGUACAUCUUCUCGCAUAUCCUCCCAUGGAUCACGCGCGCCAUCGCCUCAAGGGAACAGCGAUCAAUGCAGCACGUUUCAUACAGGCACUGUCCGCAAAUGCAAUAUGCCUUGGUUGGACGCCGGGUUUCCGUCGCCGUGACGUGGAGAACGCUCUCCAGACCUGUUCUGAUUUUUCAUACAUCUCGGAGGAUGCCUCUGGGUCACCGGACAUCUCUUUUGCGGGCUUUAGCGAGCGACUUGCAAGACAGACCAUUGAAGCAUAA
Aspergillus welwitschiae is the source of this 1491-nucleotide messenger RNA. RefSeq names its product bZIP transcription factor. The transcript is spliced from 4 exons. The record is from RefSeq and is a predicted model, not a curated record. NCBI's taxonomy places the organism in Eukaryota, Fungi, Ascomycota, Eurotiomycetes, Eurotiales, Aspergillaceae. Gene Ontology annotation, biological process: regulation of DNA-templated transcription. Gene Ontology annotation, molecular function: DNA-binding transcription factor activity. Bases 1 to 1491 code for a protein of 496 amino acids.